AUGGCAGAUCCGCUCUCAUUUUCCGCCAGCAUCGCUGGCAUUCUCAGCCUGUCGGGGAAAAUUAUCCACAGCACCUACAAAUACGGAGCCGAUGUCAAGGGCGCCCCGGAAGAGAUCCGAAAUUUUCUCAGCGAGAUGACCAUAAAUACAGGACUCCUGCACGCUCUCAAAUCGCUCAUCGACAGCCAUGCCCAAAGCGAAUCGCCCACCACAGGUGAACAUCGGACUAUCUCUACCAUUUGCGGGAAAAACGGCGCCUUAGAAUCCUUUAGGAAAACUCUCAACAAGGUCAACGAUGUGCUGGAUAAGCAUGAGAAUACACCGUCUCCAAAUAAACGGCAAAAGAUGAACAGACUAACCGGAAGACUGAAAUGGCCCUUUGAGAAAGUCGAGACACAGGAAAUGGUGCAACAGCUGGAGAAACUGAAGGCUGCAUUUACCUUGGCUCUUUCGAUCGACGACUCAAAUUUGCUGAACAAUUUGCACCAGGAUAUUGCGUCAAUCGCCUCGGCAUACUCCAAACAGGUCGAAUUGAUGGAAGAACAGCGGCAGAGUGACAAGCUAAUGCGCCUGAUGAAGUGGCUAUCUCCAGUGGAUAUGGAAGCACACCAUGGGAGUGUUUCGAUCCUUCAACAGCCACAUACGAGCCGGUGGUUCACGGAAGGCGAAGAACUACGGGCGUGGGCCUGUGGAGAGCACAAACUACUCUCGAUACAUGGAAAACCGGGCUCCGGGAAGACAGUACUGUUCUCUUCGACCGUCAACAAGCUCCGAAAAGAGAGAGACCUUUCCACUGGUCUUGCGUUUUUCUACUGCGACUACCGGGACCCCAGGCUGCGUAGCCCGUCGAUGAUCCUGGGUGGUCUGCUCAAAAGUCUCGCAACCCAGAACAAGGACGUUGCCACGGCAUUAGGCAAACUCUUCGACGCACAAUGCCAACAGAAUCGACUCGCUGACCAGUUAUCAAUGGAAAUCCUUCAGAAGCAACUGGUUUCGGCUUCCAGCUGCUUUGGAAUGGUAUUGAUUCUCAUCGAUGCAUUGGACGAAUCCAUUGGGAGGGAAGUACUGCUCCCCUUCCUCCAUGAGCUGGUAGCACCCCAAGGCAGCCGCUUCAAACUUCUAGUCACCAGUCGCCCGGAAGCCGACGUAGAAGCAAUGUUUGCAGGAUAUCCGACAGUUUGUUUAAAUGAAGAGACAAACAGUGGAGAUAUUCAUCUAUAUGUCUCGGCGCAGAUCGAACAACGCGUCCAGAAAGGCGUCUUCCAUAUCAACGAUCCUUUUCUAAAAGAGACAAUAGUCAGUCAGCUUGUCGGACAUGCCGGAGGCCUUUUCCAAUGGGCUAAGUACCAACUAGACAAUCUGUUUCUCCUAAGGACCGACGAAGAGCAGCAGGCUUUUCUGGAAACGGUCGAGACACAAUUGGACAAAGUCUAUGAGCGGACAUUGCUCCAUUUCAACACGAUAUCAGACGCGGAUCAUAAACUGAUCAAGUCAGUCUUCCAGGCUCUAGUCGGAUUCCUGAAGCCACCCACUCGUGAAGAGGUCAUCCAGGUCAUAAAAAAGGAUGAUCAUGCACCAGAUACGAUUUCGUUGGGGGAGAAGCUGUCAGACGGUAGCAUCCGCAAACUCUUCCGAGGCCUCGUGGAAAUUAACGAGGAAACGAAAGCGUAUCAGUUCUCUCAUUACUCAGUUCGAGAGUUCUUGACCUCCCAUCGGCUAGAUGCCACGACCCUUACGGAAUAUCGAGUCUGCGAGGCCCAGGCUCAUCGAAAACUUGCUCUUCGUUGCCUGCAUGCCCUCAAUGAGGAGAAAGUGGGUCCGCUGUACGACUACGCUGCGUCGCAAUGGAUGGCGCAUGUCAGAAAGGCGCCCGACGAUUCAGAACUCGAUGACACUGUUGUUGAAUUUUUCAGUUCGGGUCAGUUGAAUGAGUGGGCAGACUGUACAAAAUUCGCAGAAUGGCUGAGCCACUGUGAAUCGAAAAAGCCAUUUCCGGCCAAGAGCCAUGAUAGGUCGAUGGCAUUCCGCGAAGCUCUUAACUUGGGACGAGAUUCCGUCACCCUGCGCCUGAUUGGCCUCGGAAUCCACCGCAUUCAGCAUCCGCACGGCUACAACGUGCCCAUCGUGGAUGCAGUGCUCCUAGGGGCGUCGAGGUGUGUUAUCCUCGAGUUGCUCAAGUCCGGCGUCGAUGUCGAUCAACUUAGAUUCAGCAAUCACACGGCCUUAUCGAUCGCCGUUUCCAGGGACGACAAGGACUUAGUCACUCUCCUACUUAAAUAUGGAGCAGAUAUGCACCGAAUUCUUGACAAAGACUAUCAAGUUACGGGCUCCGCUUUGAACCAAGCAGUCCUGUACGGAUCAAAAGACAUGGUGUCCUUUCUCUUGGAAAAUGGCGCGGAAAUAAAUAGAAGAGUCAGCCAUGUUGGAACUGCCGUCCAAGCAGCUGUCUCCGAGGGCCGACUGGAAGUCUUGCAGCUACUGCUCUCGCACGGUGCAGAUGUCUGCGCCUCAGAAGGAGAUUAUGGGACGGCUCUGCACCAAGCUAUAAGGCCUGGCAUCGACAGCGAGGAUAUGGUGAGGCUUCUGCUCGGCCACGGUGCACGAAGAGUUAUCAAUGAGCUCGUGUCAGCUGAAGGGAGUGCCCUUUAUGAAGCCGUCGCUACCAAUUCCAGUACUCGAUUAGUUGAACUACUACUCGAAAACGAAGCCGAUCCGAAUCUCGAAGCGGCACCAUUUACUAACCCGCUUCACAGAGCGAUUCUAAAUCAAAAUCUUGCAGCAUUCAAGAUUCUUCUAGAAAAUGGAUCGACCGGUCGUUCCUCUUUCGGCCCAUUUCAAAGCGCCCUAGAAUGCGUGGCAUUCGCCGGCCACGAGGGAAUGUUCAGAAAGCUCUUGCAGGUACAGUUUGCCGACUUGCAGGACCCGGUAAUUACAUCGAGAACUCUCCAGCGAGCGAUUGUUGGUGGGAAUUUCAAUCUUCUCUCUCAAGCGAUUCAAAUAUGUGAGGAUAGUCAGGCGGAAGACGAGCACGGCUGGAGUGCAUACAUGUGCGGAUUACAUGUCAGAUGUACUCAAAGUCUGAGGAUUUUAUCGAUCGGGCUCGGGACUAUGGAUGCUGCUUCUGUUGCAAUGACGGCUGCAACUCCCACUCACUGGGAUGUUGAACGCCUCUCCCCCUUGCACAGGUCUCUUUUUCGGCAGGAAAACUCGAGGCUGCAAUAUUCUGGCGUGCAUGAUCCUUGCCGCGGUCUGCAGUGGUCAGAGCGGGUUGGUAUUUUCGCAAAUCAUCCAUUCCCUCCUUGCCAGAGUUUCUAUCUGGAAAUAACUAUUGCUCAGUUCUGGAGUUCUUCAUCGAUCAAUUUUGGUUUGGAAGGAACUGUUGAAGGAGCGAGUCAUAUGAUCCACCUCAGUGGAACGUACUUGUUUGUUCUCUCAGGCGGAGAGCCACUUCCGAAGGUUCAUACAGGAGACACGAUAGGCUGUGGGUUCGACUGGGAUAGGAGUGAAGUAUACUUUACUGUAAAUGACCAGCGUCUUGAUCAAAUCACCAAGACGGUCAGAAGGGCUAAGUAUUUUCCGAAAAUCUUGUUCGAUCAAGAUGACGCAAUAGUAAUUGCCAACUUCGGCGCGCAUCAGUUCAAGCAUAACUGCUUGCAAUAGUCAAACACAGCCCGUUUCAUUCACCAUCGCCAGCUAGCUCAAUCUCGCAUCAAAGCCCGGGUAGCCCAGGAGACGGAAAACGGGCAAUUAAUCAUUAGCAGAAGAGGUAUGAGUAAGCUUUAGAAAAUAGCAUAGCAAGACAUUGAUGAAUAA
Molecule: messenger RNA, 3813 nt
Organism: Ilyonectria robusta
Lineage: Eukaryota; Fungi; Ascomycota; Sordariomycetes; Hypocreales; Nectriaceae
Exons: 9
Coding region: 1-3660 (1219 amino acids)
Molecular function (GO): protein binding
Source: RefSeq, a predicted model, not a curated record